AUGAUAUUGUUUUUGGGCAAUAUGUUCUAUGGUGUUGUUCUGAUUGGUUGCCACGUUGUUUUUUCGCUCGGCUUCUGGCGUUAUUCGGAGUCACCGGUUGAAGUACCGUAUUUUCGUAUGGGUGAAGGCUUGCUCGUGUUCAGUAUUUCGCUUUUGCAACUAAUAUCAGUAUGUCAUCCAGCACUGCUGCUUUCGGUAACGUUACUGAAUGUGGUAGCCGCUUCCGUAGCUUUGUUCAUGGCUGCGCUUUUAGUGACAGUAACGGGGGUACGGUGGAUUAUCAUUGAGGUGGCUCUGAUUUUAGCUGCAACAGCAGCACUUGCUUGCGUCAUAUGCACAUUCUGCGCUACAUUUGCCGCUCUCAGUUCGCUAUAUUCAAUGCAUCGGAAGCCAACAAGCAGCAUUUCCACAAUUGUACCCAUAGAGGAGAACAAUUACGGUACAUUGCGAACACUGGUCACUCCACAGCUUCAGGAACAGUCGAUCUACUGGUCAGCGGACGAGAAUCCUUACUACUAUCAGGCAUCGAAACGUUACUAUGAUCAGCCAUACAAGAUUGACUCAGGAUUUUACGGGUACGCGUUGGUCAGCCCGCACGUGUUUGACUCUCCGUACGCAGUGAUGGGUGACGGCGGCGGCGGCGGCAGCGGUCCGGGUCGCUAUCUAAGACGUGUCAAUUCGGCCGUUACACAGACCAGAAUUGGUCAUGUUUUCAACUAA
This is a messenger RNA of Gongylonema pulchrum, 720 nucleotides long. The record is from the annotation of a GenBank genome assembly. NCBI's taxonomy places the organism in Eukaryota, Metazoa, Nematoda, Chromadorea, Rhabditida, Gongylonematidae.